This is a messenger RNA of Cladocopium goreaui, 1780 nucleotides long. NCBI's taxonomy places the organism in Eukaryota, Dinophyceae, Suessiales, Symbiodiniaceae. The record is from the annotation of a GenBank genome assembly.
AUGAGGCAGCACUACAAGCCCUUGGCACCCCUUUGCUCAUCUUCUUCGAAGGUGUCAGCAGAAGCAGUGGUAGAGGUAGGCCAGCUCAUCUUGUGCGACGACUUCAAAGGUUCCAGCAGGAACAGCUAUGGAGGCGAUUGGCCUAGCCCCGGUCGCAAGCCCAUCUGUGUGCAAGCCUGCAACAGAAACGGUGAUGGAGGGAAGCUCUUCUUGUUCGGAGCUUUCGGCGGGUAUGGUCGUGGAGGCAACCACUAUCAACCACUCAACUUCGCUGUGCUUGCAUUUGUCGCAGAUCUGGGCAAGCCCAUCUGUGUGCAAGCCUGGAACAGAAACGGUGAUGGAGGUACGAAUGCUCUUGAUGAAGUCUGUCUCUCUUGCAGGCAAGCUCUGCUCCUGCUGAAGCUGCAGCAGGCAAGCCCAUCUGUGUCCAAGCCAGCAGCAGAAACAGUGAUGGAGGCGGAGGCAGCCCUGCCAACAACGGCGCUUCCCGGUGCUUGGGUGAGCCCAACAACACUCGAGUUCGCAAGCGCAGUAAGUCCCGCGUUUGCAGCGGGGACAGCUCUGGAGGUAAGCCCGUCUGUUGGUCCGGCGACGACUGGAUUGGCCAGCUCUGGUUCUUUGGUUCAGGUUAGCCCGUCUUCUUCCCCGGCAACGACCGCGCUUUCCACCUCUCGUGGUUCUUUGGUUCAGGCUUUGGCAUCUCCAAAGAAGCGAGUUCUGCGGCCGCAGCGAGUUACGCUUGCUGGAGUGAUUGGGGCUCCAGGUGGAGCUGUUCUUCAUCAGCCUGGACACUUGUCUGCUGUUGUCUAUAUGCUAACCGAGAAUGCGAGCCUGCUCAACGAGCACUUUGAUUCAUCCCUGGAGGGCAUUGCUGUGGGUUUUGAGUACGAUGAGAAACGUUUCAAGGAGAAUUGGGCCGCCUAUCUGACCAGCGAGAACAUCACAGGUUCUACACUCCUUGAAACCUACCGUGUGAUUUGCCGAGUCGGACCGCCGCCGCGGUACAUCAAGACACUUCUGGGCUGUGGUGAGGCAGACAACUGCUUAAGUCUGAUGGAUUUUUUUUUGCUCCAUCGGGCAGCUGCAGGUAUGCCCUUGUGCAGUGUGAUUGUUCACAACAGCAGCAAUCAGGACCUGCAGGAAUGGCUUGGAGGAAGCAGCCUGCCCGGUCUUGAAGUUCACAGUUGCUCCGUGGUCAACGCUCCCAUUCACUUCCUGUACCUUGGCACAGCGGAGCGCCGACCGGUGCUGAUAGUGCGAGGCGUCAACGAUGCAGACGUGCAGUUGCUGCUCAGCCACCAGACGUGGAUUUUCAGAGGUGGGCUCCCCAACUGGUCCGGGGGUUGGUUUGACAAAAAAAUGACAGGAAGUGGAGAAAGGUGCCCCGGGGGCGACCUACAUUCGCUACACACCGGCCAUUCCUGGUAUCCAGAUGGAGGGUUGGUUGCAGGCCAUGGACAAGUAUUGCAUGGAGUACCAGCUGGAAGGCAAGAUUCCGGGCUGCGUUGCCAGUGUAUUGGCUGCUCCGCCAUGGCUGAGUUUGAAAAGGAUGUGAAAAGGAUUUGAGCAGAGAUUGGUAUCUUGCAGCCGUGGAGGAGAUUGCUGUCAGAAAUUCGUGUGUUGUUGGAAAACUACAGUCCAAGUCACUUAUCCUGCUUGAAACAUGCACUUUUACAAGUGAUAACGCUUGCUGACUAUAUUCCUUCACAUUGCUCUUAAUUCUGUGCGCAUCAAUUCUGUAAGUGGGCAGUUUGCGGUCGUGUUCGAAACCAGCGCCAAG